Diaporthe batatas is the source of this 2417-nucleotide messenger RNA. RefSeq lists its product as uncharacterized. The record is from RefSeq and is a predicted model, not a curated record. Gene Ontology annotation, biological process: regulation of DNA-templated transcription. Gene Ontology annotation, molecular function: zinc ion binding; DNA-binding transcription factor activity, RNA polymerase II-specific. NCBI's taxonomy places the organism in Eukaryota, Fungi, Ascomycota, Sordariomycetes, Diaporthales, Diaporthaceae. The transcript is spliced from 3 exons. The coding region runs from base 413 to 2104 and encodes 563 amino acids.
ACCCCCUCCUCCAACCCCCCCCUCCCCAAAUGGCUCGCCGUCUCCCCGCCCACCCAUGCCCAUACCCAUGCCCAUGCCCCUCGCUUGGUGGUGCUGCCAGCUCGGCCCAGCUGCCGCCUGUGAAACCGCGACGGCUUAGCCAUCGCCAAUAUCACCAUCGCCGGGUUUCACAUCUUCAGAUGAGAGCCCUCUCUGAGGCUUGAGGCUACCGCCUGCUCUUUACUCGCCCCCAUCGCCCUCUCCCGCUUUGACUCUCCCAUCCUCGGCGUGGCAUCUAUCGUUGGACCCUCGGCACCUUCUGCCCGUAGCCCAUAUAGGUACGGUGCAUACCGCUGCCGCAUGAACAUCCCCCAUCCUGCUUGUUCGCAACCUCUUGCCGCCCCGAGCCGCAAUCGCCUGCCAGCUGCUCAACAUGGUCAACACGGGGAAGCCUUCGGGAGGCUGCAAGCUGUGUCGCGCCCGCAGGAUCAAGUGCGAUGAGACCAAGCCCUUCUGCUUGAAGUGCCAGAAAUCAAAACGCCAGUGCCCCGGCUAUAGAGACCCCUUCGACGGCAAGAUCCGCGAUGAGACCCAGUCCACCAUCCGCAAGUUCAAGCGGACCCGCAUCGUAAUCGAAAAGGAACAGGUCUUGGAGGACCAGGCCCUGCUCGAGCUCGAGCAGAUCAAGUACCAUGACGACGAGCACAUCGAGGCCCGCCCUGCCGAGUGGAAAUGCGGCUACUUUGAAAACAGGAGGGGCAGCGACUCGGGCAACUCGUCAACCUCCAUCACCUCCACCGCGUCGAGCAGUUCCUGGGGGGCGGUGCACGACGAUUAUUUCGCCUCGCUCGUCACCCCCGUCGAGCAGCAGGCCACCUGCUACCUGCUCUCCGACUACGUGCUCGUCUCCGAGAUGCCUGGAGGGCGGAGGGGAUAUUACAAGUUCGCCUACAAGAUCCUAGCCAGAGGCGACACUUCAAGGUGUCUCUUGUCUGCCUUCAAAGCAGUCUCCUUCGUCGCCUUGGCCUCCCGUCCAAACUCCCACCACCUCAUGAUCGAGGCCGAGUCUCACUACUCCAAGGCCCUGAGGGAGGUCAACAGGGCGAUCCAGGACCCGGCCCAGGUCAAGAGCGACCAGACCCUCGCCGCCGUCUUGCUCCUGGCCUUCUACGAGACGCUGGCAUCCACGCGUGAGAGGCUCGAUGAGUAUGUCAACCACAUCAAGGGGGCCGCCCAGCUCGUCAAGAUGCGGGGGCCAAGGCAGCAGGAGACCGACGAGGGCGCCGAGAUGUUCGCAAUGACACGCAACCAGUUCCUCGCCAUCCGCAGCAUGUCGCCCGCAGUCGAGAAUGAUGACUACACAUGGCUGCUGCGCUCACACUGCGGCGAGCCAUAUGUCAGCCGGGUUGCGACCCUCACCAUCGCGUGCAGCGAGAUCCGCAUGAAGACCGACCGGCUCCUUUCCGGCGGGGACCGAGACCCGCGAAUGAUUCAAGGCGUCCUGGAGCUGUUGCGGACCGCGCAGGCCAUGCAAAAGAAGCUGUCGGGUCUGGACCAAUCUCAAAGUGCAGUGUGGUCUGUGAGCACCGUCAUACGAGACUCCCUCGGCCCGCGCGACGGGGCUGAUGACCCACCUGGGGAGGUUUACACUUUCCACAACCUCUAUACUGCCAUGAUUUAUACCAUCAUUUGGUCCUCGCACAUCCUUCUCACCACAUGCAUAUUCCGCUGCAUGGCCUGGCUAGUGGCUCCCGACGACUGGCGGGUAGGCGACGACUACGAGGCCACCGUGAAAGCCACCAAGCAACGCAUCGCAGACAUCGUCGCGGCCACCCCUUACUGCUGCUCUUGGAACGGGUGCGACACCGAGUAUUCCGACUUUCCCGUUGGCUUGUCCACCCCGACCUCGCCCGCAAAGGGCGUCGCAGGCUUGGUCAUCUACAGGCCUGCCUUCGUGGCCAUGGUCUCGGAUUAUGCCACCCCAGAGCAGAAGGAGUAUCUCUACGGCCGCAUGAAGUUUCUGGCUGACAUUGUUGGGAUUAAGCAGGCCAAUAUCUUGCUGAAGGCACGCGACAAGUCAGCGACUCCCUCGCGCGACAUUGAGCGAGACAUGGCGCGGACAUGAAUUCAAGCGUUGGGAGCGCAGGCUGACCAGUACAACUGCUUCUUGUUAUUUUUAAUUUCCUUGUUCCUUUUUCCCCCUUCUCUUUUGAGCAUACAGCCUGGGCGAGGCGUUCCUGAGGGCUUCAAGCUGGUAGAAUUUGCUUCUGGGGCUCAUUAGGCCCCCUCAACGUUGCAUCAUAGGGGUUCAAGGUGUUUCUGUCACGGUAUGAGCGAGUCUAGCUGUUACUUCCGCCGACGUCCGUUGAACACAGUUUUCCGGAGCCAACCAGGAGGCAUCUUUCACGAAAGUCUCAAUAUAGUUAUAACCAUGCCGA